AUGAUCGCACCACGGAUCGCGUCACGCGCGGCUCGGCGGGUGUUAGGUUCAAGUAUCAUACCUCGCACUGCUCCGUCAGCAUCCGAUUUGGCUGACAUGUUUGACGUGUCUCGCGUGGCGCCAUCAGCAGCAGAUCUAGCUGACGUGGCCGACGCAUCUCGGGUGGCUGACGUGUCUCGCAUGGCGCCGUCAGCUGCAGAUCUGGCUGGCGUACGGCGGAUUUCUACUUACCGUGCGUGUUCGUCCGCCUUACUGGCUUCUCCGGUACCUGUAGCCCCGAACCUACCGUCUCCAUGGACGAGCCCGUUGACUCGGUUGACUCAGACACGCGGGUCGCAGUUCGCGUCAGGGUUCUCCAUGCCGCAGCCGAAGCGCCUCGAGGAGAUCAUGUCGGUGGACGCGCUGCGAGCAUGCGAGGCCGACGAGGUCGCCGCCAUGUGGAACAACCACCACCUGGGUCGCACGCAUGUCAGCACCGUGAUUUCCGCUGCUGCUUUCGAGACGUUGCAGCACCGAGCAAAAGUGUGCCCUAUGUUUGUGCUACCAGUGGCAGGAAGCAAGGGAUUCGUCACCAUGCUCGCACAAGUUACUGCCAUCACACCAUGUCGGACUCGAGCCUCACCAUUCCCCUCUCCUCCCCACUCCCCUCUCCUCCCCACUCCCCUCUCCUCCCCACUCCCCUCUCCUCCCCACUCCCCUCUCCUCCCCACUCCCCUCUCCUCCCCACUCCCCUCUCCCCUCUCCUCCCCACUCCCCUCUCCUCCCCACUCCCCUCUCCUCCCCAUUCCCCUCUCCUCCCCAUUCCCCUCUCCUCCCCACUCCCCUCUCCUCCCCAUUCCCCUCUCCUCCCCAUUCCCCUUUCCUCCCCAUUCCCCUCUCCACCCCGUCACCCUGUCCUCUCCCCCCACUGUCACAGCCCUAUGUUUGUGCUACCAGUGGCAAGAAGCAAGGGAUUUGUCACCAUGCUCGCACAAGUGUGAGCCCCUCCGCUGCACUUUACCCUCCUAUACAAUCACACUCCGUAUAGUAGCACAACUCCCUCCCCGCCCCUCUCACGUUCCCCUCGUUGUAGUCAUCGCUCAGAUGCCCCGCCUCUUAUUCGCCAGUUUGGAGGACUAA
Molecule: messenger RNA, 1119 nt
Organism: Closterium sp. NIES-65
Lineage: Eukaryota; Viridiplantae; Streptophyta; Zygnematophyceae; Desmidiales; Closteriaceae
Source: the annotation of a GenBank genome assembly